Molecule: messenger RNA, 1671 nt
Organism: Cyprinus carpio (common carp)
Lineage: Eukaryota; Metazoa; Chordata; Actinopteri; Cypriniformes; Cyprinidae
Gene: sf3a2
Product: splicing factor 3a, subunit 2
Biological process (GO): spliceosomal complex assembly
Cellular component (GO): nucleus; catalytic step 2 spliceosome; U2 snRNP
Molecular function (GO): nucleic acid binding; zinc ion binding
Source: RefSeq, a predicted model, not a curated record
GUUUGUUAAAUUUAAAGACCAUUUUUGAUGAUGAUUUAGCAAUUUUGUGACGUCUUAUCACGUAAUUUUUUUAGUAAAUCCUGUCAACGUGACUUUUUUUACUUUUAUACAUCCUCGUCGAUCGCGGUGGAAUGAAAUUAUCCGACAGUGCAUUUCUAAAGUAAAAACCAGACACUUUUACUGUGGCAUUGUUAUCUCAUCUUUGUCAAUAAAGUUGCGCACAUCAAAAUAACAGGAAGCGGAAGUGCAUCACUCAGCGCGCAUACGCAUCACGGCAGCAGCAAGCGUGAUCUGGACGUUCGGAGCAGCGGCGUGAGGACAGCGAUCGGUCAUCAUGGACUUCCAGCACAGAGCUGGAGGGAAGACGGGCAGCGGCGGCGUGGCCUCGUCGUCCGAAAGCAACCGAGACCGGCGCGAACGACUGCGACAGCUGGCCCUAGAGACCAUAGACAUCAACAAAGACCCGUACUUCAUGAAAAACCACUUGGGCUCCUAUGAGUGUAAACUGUGUCUCACGCUGCACAACAAUGAGGGAAGCUACCUCGCUCACACGCAGGGCAAGAAGCAUCAGACUAACCUAGCAAGACGAGCUGCGAAAGAGGCGAAGGAAGCGCCGGCUCAACCGGCUCCAGAGAAGGUCAAGGUUGAGGUGAAGAAGUUCGUCAAGAUCGGCAGACCGGGUUAUAAAGUAACGAAACAAAGAGACCCAGAGUGUGGACAGCAGAGUCUGCUCUUCCAGAUUGAUUACCCAGAGAUAGCAGAAGGUAUCGGGCCGAGGCACCGCUUCAUGUCGGCGUAUGAGCAGAGGAUCGAGCCUCCGGACCGUCGCUGGCAGUAUCUGCUGUUCGCGGCCGAGCCGUACGAAACCAUCGCCUUCAAGGUUCCCAGUCGCGAGAUCGAUAAGGGAGAGACUCGUUUCUGGACGCACUGGAACAGGGAAACGAAACAAUUCUUUCUGCAGUUUCACUUUAAGAUGGAGAAAUCCCUGGCCGCUCCUCCGGGUCAGGCGCCGUCGCUCGGGGUGAAGCGUCCUCCUUCGCUCAUCACUGGACUCGGUAUGCAUCCGCACAGUGACUCCAUGCCGCCCCCCCCGGGAGGAAUACAUGGGAUGCCCCCCGGAGCCCACAUGCCGCCACAGAUGCCUCCUCCAGGAGCCCUGCCUCCUCACAUGAGGCCCCCGCUCCCCCGCGACCUCUGAGCUACGCUUCACUUGAAGGUUUUAUAGAUGAUGCAUUAAUAAAAGUAUUUAAUGCAUCCACCUUAUAAUGCAUGCAUAUGACCUCAUGAAUAAUUGCAACCACAGUUAUAACACUUUUCUAUUAAUUGUUACGACUUUAGAAAGUGUAAUGCAAUAAAACACAAACAAACCUUCAAAUAUUGUAAUGCAUUUGAACUUCGGUUGCAGUUGUUUAUGAAAAAUAUAAUGCAUUGCAACGUGCAUUAUGAAUAUUUUUUUAAUGCAUUAUAUGAAAAGGCUUCAAGUGUUAACAAUUGAUUUUUUUAGACAUAUAUGGACAUGUUUGUUUAGUUUUAAUAUGCACAACUCUCUAAAUGUGUAGUGAUUUGACAGUUCUGUGAAUGUUUAGAGAAUUGAGCGCUAGCAAACAAUGCCCAGAUGUUAUUUUUAUGCUUUUUUUAAUUAUUAAAACCAUCUUUGAAGUUGACAUGAAA